This is a messenger RNA of Emericellopsis atlantica, 1703 nucleotides long. RefSeq lists its product as uncharacterized. The record is from RefSeq and is a predicted model, not a curated record. Lineage: Eukaryota; Fungi; Ascomycota; Sordariomycetes; Hypocreales; Bionectriaceae. Gene Ontology annotation, molecular function: oxidoreductase activity, acting on the CH-OH group of donors, NAD or NADP as acceptor. Bases 272 to 1369 code for a protein of 365 amino acids. The transcript has a single exon.
UUGGAUACCCACUGGACCCCCCGUGGCUGCCAGUGGCUUGACCGUCCUGCCUAUAAUUAUCAGCUUCGGUCGACAGCCGCCUUUCUGGUCUUUUUGCUUGCUUGCUUGCUUCCUUCCUCACUUCUUUUCCCCUUCACCCUUGAACUUUCUUCACGCUGAACGUGUCUUUCGUUCUCUUCCUCUUUGGAAAACCCACCGCUCGCUACUAUCUCACUCUACGUCUUCGUCUCCACAAGUCUCUUCACAACCAAAGCCCGUCCUUACAGACACAAUGGCUUUCGCCGCACGAAACUUCCUGCGCAUGACCCGGGCUACUGCCCCCCUGGCCCGUCUUUCCACUCCCCAGGCUGCGACACGUGCCUUCUCGACAACCCACAUCAACAAAGUGUCCGAGUCAGAGCCGAAGCGCAGUGUCGUCCGCGAGCGCGAGGUCCCUGUCACGCGCUACGGCGCCGGCGAAGGCCAGGGCGAGCACAGCACUGUCAGCGUGGGCGCCCACAACUCGACCGUCCCCUUUGAGUCGCCCCAGCCCCCUCUCGAGCACGAUGUCGUGCAGCCCCUUUCGAAGCGUGUGCACGAGGCCAUGCCGCACACUCUCCGCAACAUGACCGUGUACGGACAGACCAUCAUCAUCACAGGCGGCGCUCGCGGUCUCGGCAACCACAUGGCCCGCGCCUGUGCGGAGGCUGGUGCCAAGAACAUUGUCAUCUUCGACGCCAACCAGGAGCUCGGUGACCAGGCUGCGGCCGAGCUUCACGACAAGUCAGGCCUCCCCGUCUCCUUCUUCAAGGUCGACGUGCGCGACGGCGCCGCCAUCAACGCCGCUGUCGAGUCCGUCGUCGAUCUCUACGGCUGCCCCGACUCUCUUGUCAACGCCGCCGGCAUCGCCGACUCCAACAUCAAGGCCGAGACCUACGACCCUGCCAUGUUUCGUCGCUUGAUCGACAUCAACCUGACCGGCACCUUUCUCAUGACCCAGGCUAUCGGCCGUGCCAUGAUGGCCGCUGGCAAGCCCGGUUCUCUGAUCCUGAUCGCGUCCAUGUCCGGCUCCGUUGUCAACUACCCCCAGGAGCAGUCUUGCUACAACGCCUCCAAGGCUGGUGUCAUCCAGUACGCCAAGUCCAUCGCCGCUGAAUGGGCCAAACACGACAUUCGCGUCAACUGCAUCUCCCCCGGGUACAUGGACACCGCCCUCAACCGCGUGCCCGCCCUCGAGGCGCAGAAGAAGAUCUGGAAAUCCCUGACGCCCCAGAAUCGCCUUGGUGGCGUCGAUGAGCUUAACGGGCUCUGCGUCUUCCUGGCGUCUGACGCUUCGCGCUUCAUGACCGGAAGCAACAUUCUCAUCGACGGUGGCUACUCCUGCUACUAAUUGAGCGCGCCCAUUGGGUUGAUUUGGUGUCAGGCAAGGAAAAAGGCGUCGAGGCAUGAGUUCUCCGGAUAGGGCAUUGCGCAGGUGGUUGGCACAGCAUGUUUGCUUUUGUUGUUCUUUUGUGUUUUGGUCGUGAUUUUCGAGCCACGGCGUUUCAGGGACUGCGGAUGCGCCCCAGAUAGAGUGGUCUGGCAUAGACACCGCCUGGCAUGUAUGGGCCAGGCUAGUAAUACAUCUCCCCACAAACUAUCAUUCCUUCCAUGGCCGCAAUGUUGAUAAUGCACAUGAACCCCAACUCAAGGUGCGUACUCUCUACGCUGAAGGGAAUUGGAUC